AUGGGUAGCCUAAACUACUUUCUUGGUAUUCAAGUGACCAGGACAGACGGUGGUGGUCUUCUCUUGUCUCAAGAGAGAUAUGUUAAUGACUUGUUAAAGAAGGCUGAGAUGCAAGAUGGUAGGCCGUGCGUCACUCCCCUGCCAUCAACGGUUAAGUUCUUUGCCUUUGGGGGAUCUACCUUCAAUAACCCGAAGCUCUAUCGGUCUGUUGUGGGUAGUUUGCAAUACCUUACCGUGACCAGGCCUGAGUUGGCUUAUUGUAUACUUGUGAAAUGUAUUCUGCAUUACAUUCGUGGUACCUCCAACUUUGGUUUGCUACUGCAACCAGCAGAUAUCACCAUUGUGGCAGCAUAUAGUGAUUCUGACUGGGGAGGCGAUCCAGAUGAUAAAAGAUCCACUGGGGAUUUUUGUGUGCUACUUGGGAAGAAUCUGGUGUCAUGGUGCUCUAAGAAGCAAGGGCUGUGGCUCGGUCAAGCACUGAGGCUGAGUAUCGAGCUAUAG
Molecule: messenger RNA, 501 nt
Organism: Arachis ipaensis
Lineage: Eukaryota; Viridiplantae; Streptophyta; Magnoliopsida; Fabales; Fabaceae
Source: RefSeq, a predicted model, not a curated record